Talaromyces amestolkiae is the source of this 969-nucleotide messenger RNA. RefSeq lists its product as uncharacterized. Gene Ontology annotation, molecular function: catalytic activity. Lineage: Eukaryota; Fungi; Ascomycota; Eurotiomycetes; Eurotiales; Trichocomaceae. The transcript is spliced from 2 exons. The coding region runs from base 1 to 969 and encodes 322 amino acids. The record is from RefSeq and is a predicted model, not a curated record.
AUGUCUAAAAUCGUCCGGGUUGGUGCGGUUCAAUCUGAGCCUGUGUGGCUGGAUCUAGAUGGCAGUGUCGACAAGACUAUUUCUUUGAUCGAGAAAGCUGCAGCAGAUGGUGUCAAUGUGCUUGGUUUUCCAGAAGUUUGGAUUCCCGGAUAUCCAUGGAGCAUGUGGACAUCGGCGGUAAUCAACAAUUCUCAUAUAAUUCACGACUACAUGAACAAUUCGAUGAAGAAAGACUCGCCUCAAAUGAAACGUAUUCAGGCUGCGGUCAAGAAAGCCGGUAUGAUGGUCGUACUAGGGUAUAGUGAACGCGAUGGAGCAAGCCUAUACAUGGCACAAUCGUUUAUUGACCCUUCGGGUGAGAUCGUACAUCACCGCCGAAAGAUCAAGCCGACGCACAUCGAGCGAACUAUCUGGGGCGAAGGACAGGCAGAAUCACUGACUUGUGUUGUUGAUUCCCCAUUUGGAAAAGUCGGCGGACUCAAUUGCUGGGAGCAUUUACAACCGCUACUGCGAUACUAUGAAUACUCUCAAGGAGUACAGAUCCAUGUAGCUAGCUGGCCAGCCGAAUUCGAGAUGCCGGACCCUAAAAAAAUUGCCUGGCUGUACCAUGAAACAGGUGAAGCGUCAUAUCGUGCCAGUCAAUUCUUUGCCAUUGAGGGUCAGGCUUUUGUAUUGGUUGCAUCGCAAAUCUUGACGGAGGCGAACGUGGAAAAGAAUAACUUGUCAGGCAACCCAGUGACAAAGACGCCCGGUGGUGGUUUCUCGAUGAUUUUUGGACCGGACGGCAAACCACUGUGUGAGCCUGUGGAUGCCGGGGCAGAGGCGAUCUUGACCGCUAACAUCGAUCUCCGAGACAUUGAUAAGCCUAAGGCGUUUAUCGAUGUCGUAGGACACUAUGCGCGACCUGAUCUCUUGAGCCUGUUGGUCAACCCCACUAUAGAUACACAUGUAACAACAAUGAAAAAAUGA